Messenger RNA from Cajanus cajan (pigeon pea), 2847 nucleotides. Its product is annotated as mitogen-activated protein kinase 20. Gene Ontology annotation, biological process: protein phosphorylation. Lineage: Eukaryota; Viridiplantae; Streptophyta; Magnoliopsida; Fabales; Fabaceae. Gene Ontology annotation, molecular function: MAP kinase activity; ATP binding. The record is from RefSeq and is a predicted model, not a curated record.
CUCUAAAAAUAAAAUUCACCUCUCUUUCUCUUUCUCUCUCAUCACUCUUUAUUUUCUCUCUCUCUCUUUGUCGGUGUACGCAGAUCUUGUGCACUCCACGCUCUUGGCACCUGCUUCUACUGUUGUUCUUCUCGUUUGGCUUGGUGGGGUGUGACAAAUUGGGGCUUUUCUGUUGUGGGUAGCUGAAAGGUGGUUUUUUGCGUUUGUGUUUGUAGUGGGGUUGUGAAAAUGAGGGUGAUUUCGUUGCUGGGGUGGAGUGUAUGAUUGAGGGUGGUGAAGAUUGGUGGUUUUGGAAGGUGGGGUGCAUGUGGGAUCUCAAUUGGGUUCUAUGUUUGGUGAAGAAAGGUUUUGGGGAGGGGAGAAUAAGCUGGGAUUGUUGUGGGUUUGUGAUAAUGAGCAGGGGUAGGUGGGGGAAAUGUGGGUGAGUUUGAGGGUUAAAGUUUUGUUUUUUUGAAUUUGGGACCUGGGUUUUGUGAAGUUUGGGCUUGAUCUUUACCCCAUAGGGAGGUUUUGGAGAAUUUGUGGGUGUCAGGGGAAAAUGCAGCAAGAUCACAGGAAAAAGAGUUCAGCGGAGAUGGAUUUUUUCUCUGAAUAUGGUGACGCCAACCGGUACAAAAUUCAAGAAGUCAUUGGGAAGGGAAGUUAUGGUGUUGUCUGUUCAGCCAUUGACACUCAUACCGGUGAAAAAGUGGCAAUUAAGAAGAUUCAUGACAUCUUUGAGCAUAUAUCUGAUGCUGCUCGAAUUCUUCGCGAGAUAAAGCUGCUUAGACUUCUUCGACAUCCUGAUAUUGUUGAAAUAAAACACAUUAUGCUGCCUCCUUCAAGGAAGGACUUCAAGGACAUUUACGUUGUCUUUGAGCUCAUGGAGUCUGAUCUUCAUCAAGUCAUCAAAGCCAAUGAUGACUUGACAAAAGAACACUACCAGUUUUUUCUUUAUCAAUUACUCCGAGCAUUAAAGUAUAUUCACACAGCAAAUGUCUAUCAUCGAGAUUUGAAGCCAAAGAAUAUACUGGCAAAUGCAAACUGUAAACUUAAAAUCUGUGAUUUUGGGUUAGCCAGAGUUGCCUUCAGUGACACACCAACAACUAUAUUUUGGACGGAUUAUGUUGCUACAAGGUGGUAUAGAGCUCCAGAGCUAUGUGGGUCAUUUUACUCGAAGUAUACGCCAGCAAUUGAUAUAUGGAGUAUAGGUUGCAUCUUUGCUGAAGUAUUAACAGGAAAACCACUUUUUCCUGGAAAAAAUGUAGUCCAUCAGUUGGAUCUGAUGACAGAUCUUCUUGGAACUCCUUCACUGGAUACUAUAUCACGGGUACGAAACGAGAAGGCAAGGAGAUACCUAACUAGCAUGAGGAAAAAGCAGCCCGUACCGUUUGCUCAAAAAUUUCCCAAUGCAGAUCCUUUAGCACUAAGGCUGCUAGAAAGGUUGCUGGCUUUUGAUCCAAAAGACCGGCCUACUGCUGAAGAGGCAUUGGCUGAUCCUUACUUCAAGGGACUGGCAAAAGUUGAGAGGGAACCAUCCUGCCAGCCUAUCACGAAAAUGGAAUUUGAAUUUGAAAGACGAAGGGUCACAAAGGAAGAAAUUAGAGAGCUGAUUUUCCGUGAGAUACUAGAGUAUCAUCCUCAACUAUUGAAAGACUACAUGAAUGGAACAGAGAGAACUAAUUUUCUUUAUCCAAGUGCUGUUGAUCAAUUCAGAAAGCAGUUUGCUCAUCUAGAGGAAAAUGGUAAAAAUGGUCCUGUUAUGCCGCUUGACAGAAAGCAUGUUUCUCUUCCAAGGUCAACGAUUGUACAUUCAAAUACAGUACAUCCAAAAGAGCAAACAAACAUUGCUUCCAGCAAAAACCGUCCUACCGCCCAGGAAUAUAACAAGAACUCCAGAGAUGCUUCAGAAAUUCCAUUGCCAAGGUCGAUGCAGGGACCACAAAGAAUUCCACUUGCAAAACCUGGUAAAGUUGUCGGGCCCGUUGUUCCAUACGAGUAUGGUAACAUUGUCAAGGAUUCUUAUGAUCCUAGGUCAUUCAUCAGAGGUUCUGUGCUUCCUACUCAGCCCGUUCCCCCAGCAUAUUAUUAUCAAAGACCCAGCAAUGGAAGCCAAGAAAGACCAGCAGCAACAGAAGCUGACAAGAGUGUGCCUUUGCAAGCAAAACAUGCAUCACAACAACAAUGUGGAGUCAAUGCCAAGAUGGCACCAGACAUAGCUAUUAAUAUUGACACAAAUCCCUUUUUCAUGACAAGGGCAGGAGUUAACAAGUUAGAGCAAGGUGAUCAAAUAGCCAUAGAACCAAACUUGCUGCAGCCAAAGGCUUAUGGUGCAAUCAGUGCUGCAGCUGGGGCCACUGCUCACAGAAAAAUUGGCCCUGUUCAGUAUGGCAUGACAAGAAUGUUCUAGAAGAAGAAAAGUUAUUGUCUUGUGAAUAUUUUGGCCAGGGGGAGCAACCCUUGUAGAGAAAAAAAGGCCCUUUUGUGGGGAUGAAGCUGUUGCCUCUGGUGAUGGUUUGUAUAAAAUGAGAGAGGGUGGUGAGAGGCGCAGAGGCAAUGCUUCCCUAGAAAAAGUGCCAGCUUUCUCUGGUCUACAAAGGUAUGAACUUUGGUUAAUGGUUACAACUACCAAAAGACUAGUGUUGACAAUGAAAUUCAGUCCUUUCUUGCAAGUCAAUCAAUAACCUCAUUUUAGGUGUUUGUAGUAGUGAAGACACAGCCUUGAAGCAAAUGUCUUGGAUGUUUGUACUUUUAAUUGGAUUAAUGGAAUUUCACAAACCUAGCAUAACAUCUUAUACCUCAACAAAUUUUUGGCUCUCAUGAGAUUCAAAAGAACUAUCUAAAUUAUGAAGAUGGAAUUUACUGUAA